AUUUUAAAUAAAUAAACAUUUCCUUUGCAAUAUAUAUUUUGUCCACCCUCUCUCUUUAUUUCUCUAAUUAGUUGCAACACCAAAAAUGUGCGGCGGAGCAGUGAUUUCCGAUGCCGAACCCAUAUUCAACCGCAACCGAAAGCUGACGGCUGAUGAUCUCUGGUUUGAGUUCGACACCGAUGAUAUCUUUGCUUGGGAUUUCAAACCACAAACACUGUCGGGUUCCCAAACUACUUCAAAACACACCAAGUUCAUCAACAAUAAAGGAAAAAAAAAAAAAAGAGUCGAGUGCAAAACCGGGCUAAACAUACGAGAACUAAUUAAAAUUGUAGGGCCAGUUGAAAAGAGUUGGGAACCAACUGAGAAGAAGGCUAAACCAAGGAAGAACAAAUUUAGAGGGAUCAGACAGCGACCAUGGGGUAAAUGGGCCGCUGAAAUCCGGGACCCGCAUAAAGGUGUUCGGGUUUGGCUUGGUACAUUCAAUACAGCCGAAGAAGCAGCCCGAGCAUAUGAUGAAGCCGCUAAGCGUAUCCGUGGCGAUAAAGCUAAGCUAAAUUUUCCUCGGCCUACUAAGAAGCUGCCAAUCAAGACAUCAAGCGAGUCAAAUGAGCCUGUCAUGAACACACCGCAAUCGCCCCAUGCGUUGAUGACUUUUGAAUACGCCCAAAACCAAUCUUGCUACUCAAACAGUAGUGUGACUCAUGAUGAGUACGAGUUCAAGGAACAGAUAUCAAACCUCGAGACGUUCUUAGGCCUUGAUCACGAGUCGACUCAGUUUGGUGGGCUCGGUGGCGAGUUGAGUCAUCUUUGGAUGAUGGAUGACUUCCCAGGUACCAUAUGAUCACCUACGUACCGAGUCGAGUGAGUGAACCGGUGACUCAGUGAUAGCCUGGCCAGUAUUGUUCUAUACUAAAAAAGGGGAGUAGUGUUUUCUGGAGUGGUAAUGAGAAACAGAAUGUAAUGGCGACGAAUUUUACAAUAAGUUGUGUUGUUCACAACACAUACUGUAUAAUUGUGUGUUAUGAAGACUGUUUAUUAUGGUUUGUAUUUUUUACUA
This is a messenger RNA of Erigeron canadensis, 1057 nucleotides long. Its product is annotated as ethylene-responsive transcription factor RAP2-3. The coding region runs from base 86 to 841 and encodes 251 amino acids. Lineage: Eukaryota; Viridiplantae; Streptophyta; Magnoliopsida; Asterales; Asteraceae. The record is from RefSeq and is a predicted model, not a curated record. Gene Ontology annotation, molecular function: DNA-binding transcription factor activity; DNA binding. The transcript is spliced from 2 exons. Gene Ontology annotation, biological process: ethylene-activated signaling pathway; regulation of DNA-templated transcription.